AUGAGCGGUCCAGGAGCAGGCCACCAAUUCCCCAGCGAGGAGGUGAGCUGGUUGAAGAGAGACCUCCUUCUUUUUGCUAACAGCAUUGGCUGCACGGCUGAAGAGCUUCACUUCUUAUAUGAGCUGCACCCUAAUUUUGCAGCUUUCCCAACAUAUCCUAUCGUUCUGCCAUUUAAAUAUACUACACAAGAAGUCAUUGACUUCUAUGCCAGCAAAGCAUCUAGGGACAUCCCAGGUGUCCCUUCCUUUGACCCCCGGCGUUCGGUCGAUGGCCAAAGGAAGAUGACCUUCUAUAAACCUUUGCCGGUUACCAGUGAGGGUCGCAAGUUCGAACUACGGUCCAAAGUCCUUGGCGUAUAUGAUAAGGGAAAAGCCGGCACUGUAGUGGAAGUUGAAAACUUGAUCGUGGAUAAAGAGAGUGGGGAGGUUUAUACAAAGGUCAUUGGGAGCGGGUUUUAUGUUGGCCAGGGCAAUUGGGGUGGUCCAAAGGGGCCUGCGAGCGUCAACUUUCCUCCGCCUCAAGGGAAGACCCCCGACGUAGUUCACAAGUUCCAGACCACCGAGAAUACUUCACUACUCUAUCGUCUCAAUGGCGAUUAUAAUCCACUCCACGCGGACCCGGCUCCUGGAAAGAAAAUGGGUUUCGGAGGUAUCAUUAUCCACGGCCUCUUCAGCUGGAACAUGACUGCCCACGCUGUCCUUGAGAAACUCGGUGGCAGCGACCCCAAGAACAUGAGGGAAUUUCAAGCCCGGUUUGCCUCUCCAGUUCGGCCUGGCGAUAAACUUAUCACGGAGAUGUGGAGGACGGGUAAACUUGAGGAUGGGUUUGAAGAGAUCAUAUUCAUCACCAAGAAUGGGCAAGGCAAGGUUGUCUUGUCCAAUGGCCGUGCUCUCGUGAAGGUUAUAGGAGCCAAAAGCAAGCUUUAG
Molecule: messenger RNA, 927 nt
Organism: Arthroderma uncinatum
Lineage: Eukaryota; Fungi; Ascomycota; Eurotiomycetes; Onygenales; Arthrodermataceae
Product: peroxisomal dehydratase
Exons: 5
Coding region: 1-927 (308 amino acids)
Cellular component (GO): peroxisome
Source: RefSeq, a predicted model, not a curated record